Ipomoea nil (Japanese morning glory) is the source of this 944-nucleotide messenger RNA. Its product is annotated as auxin-responsive protein SAUR19-like. Lineage: Eukaryota; Viridiplantae; Streptophyta; Magnoliopsida; Solanales; Convolvulaceae. The transcript has a single exon. Bases 254 to 637 code for a protein of 127 amino acids. The record is from RefSeq and is a predicted model, not a curated record. Gene Ontology annotation, biological process: response to auxin.
ACAAUCAUAUGCCUCAAACUCCCAAAUACUAUUCUUUAGAUUUUAGUCAAAAGCUGACUCCUCGUGGGAGAUUCUUCUCCACACUACAAAAGCCAUCCCCAUUCCGCCAUUUUUCUUCAAUUCUUCGUCUCAAGAACCAAGAAACUAAACACACAACUUUUUAUAGUUUUUUUUUUUUUUUUUCAGCUUUGUUCUUCAACUCCCACCUCCGCUUUUCUCAACAAUCCUAAUUAAGAGAGAAAAGAAAAACACAAUGUUGGGGAAGAAGAUUGAUUCAGUGAAGAAAUUGGGUAGGAAGGCUAGAGUGAUGAGGAGCAGUUCCGGGCAUGAAGAAUCGCAGUUUCAGGAGUACUUGCUCAAGGGUGGUCGGGAAAAAGGAGGGGCUCCGGCCGGCGGAAAGACGGCGGCGGCGGGGACUUUCGCGGUGUACGUAGGCGAGGAACGGCAGCGCUUCGUCGUCCCGACCAGCUACCUCUCCCAUCCGCUCUUCAAGAUUUUGCUGGAGAAGGCGUGUGAUGAGUUUGGGUUUGCGCAGAGAGGUGGGCUGGCGGUGCCGUGCAGCGUGGCUGCUUUCCGGGAAGUGGUGAGCGCUGUGGAAUGCUGCAAUGGGCAGUUUUGUUUUGGUGAACUUGUAUAGAAUUUUUUGGGCACGGGUUGAUUAGGCUAAAAAAGUUAUGAAUGCGGGUUUUGUCCCGGGGUGAAGAGUACAAUUUUUAUUUUUUUUUCAAUCCCUGUUGAAGUUUCUUGAGAUUAGGGUGAAGUGCAGCGGUAGGAAAGGAUGUGCAUACACCAUGCUUGUAAAUGGUCAUUUUCAUGUGGCUUCCUUGAUUAGGAAACACUACCUCUCUUGUCUUGUAAUAGGGAUGAUAGUUAGGGAUGGUUUUGGUACAAUCCAAAAAUUCAAUUUAUUUGGUUCCCGAAAUUAGAGCAAUUUUUGAAACGUU